GAACUGAACUUUCAUGCUUUGUUAACCUGUUCUGGGCAAGAACUGGGCAGAAGAUGCUGGAAGAAGGAACCAUCCUUUCACAAGUUCAUGACUCCAUAGGAAUCCAGAAGGUUUAAAAUAAACCCACUCUAAACUCCAUUUUGUCAGCUCUCCCAGAAUCACAUGUGGUUGGUGGAUCUGCUUCAACAAUAAGGGGAUAAAAUAACCUUUCUUUCCAAUCAGCCUCCACCCUCCAUUUUAUUUCCAGUGCCUUCCUCCUGUAUUAGAACUGAACCAGAUGGAUAUUUCUUCCAAGAAAUGAAAAAGCAUUUGGAGAUACACAAUUUUCCUUGCACUAAUUUAGAAUUGUGUUAUAGGACAGAGAAAGAAUGGCAAGCCUUCCUUUAGCAAGUGGGGAAACUAGAAAAGGCCCUUCCGGUGCUCAGUCUGGAAUCUACGGGGAGAUGUUGGCAAGAACUGGGCAGAAGAUGCUGGAAGAAGGAACCAUCGUUUCACAAGUUCAGGCUUGGAAUUUCAGGAACUUCCAAUUUCAGGAGGAUGAGAAUCCCCGAGGACUUUGCAGCCGACUCCACUACUUCUAUAGUCGGUGGUUGGGACCAGACAAGCACACAAAAGCGCAGAUGCUGGACCUGGUUGUUCUGCAGCAGUUCCUGGCCCUUCUGCCCCUGCAGAUGGAGAGCUGGGUGCGGGAGUGUGGAGCAGAGACCUGCUCCCAGGCGGUGGCCCUGGUGGAAGGCUUCCUCCAGAGCCAGGCGGAGGAGAAGAAGGAGCAGGUUGAGUUGCAGUCCUUCGCAAUGGAGAUCAGAGAUCCUGAGAGAAAGAGGCAUCGCUCAAAUCUCCUUCAAGAACUGUCUUUCAGGGGGAUCCCUCAGGAAGAUCCAAUUCAGGACACCUCAGGAGGGGAGAAUAGAAGGAAGUUGACUCUUUGUUUUGGGGGAGCAGAAACUAGGAUUGACCCUCCAACUCAGGACAGAGAAAGAAUGGCAAGCCUUCCUUUAGCAAGUGGGGGAACUGGAAAAGGCCCUUCCGGUGCUCAGUCUGGAAUCCACGGGGAGAUGUUGGCAAGAACUGGGCAGAAGAUGCUGGAGGAAGGAACCAUCAUUUCACAAGUUCAGGCUUGGAAUUUCAGGAAUGUCCAAUAUCAGGAGGAUGAGGGUCCCCGAGGACUUUGCAGCCGACUCCACUACUUUUGUAGUCGAUGGUUGAGACCAGACAAGCACACAAAAGCGCAGAUGCUGGACCUGGUUGUUCUGGAGCAGUUCCUGGCCCUUCUGCCCCUGCAGAUGGAGAGCUGGGUGCGGGAGUGUGGAGCAGAGACCAGCUCCCAGGCGGUGGCCCUGGUGGAAGGCUUCCUCCUGAGCCAGGCAGAGGAGAAGAAGGAGCAGGUUGAGUUGCAGUCCUUCGCAAUGGAGAUCAGAGAUCCUGAGAGAAAGAAGCAUCCCUCAAAUCUCCCUCAAGAACUGUCUUUCAGGGGGAUCCCUCAGGAAGAUCCAAUUCAGGACACCUCAGGAGGGGAGAAUAGAAGGAAGUUGAUUCUUUGUUUUGGGGGAGCAGAAACCAGGAUUGAACCUCCAACUCAGGAGGGUCUUGUGUCCUUUGAGGAGGUGGCUGUGUAUUUCUCAGAGGAGGAGUGGACUCAGCUGGAUCCUCACCAAAAAGCUCUGCAUUGGGAAGUCAUGUUGGAGAAUUAUAAGAAUGUGGUCUCUCUUGGUGAUAAUGAGAUUGACAAUAAAGAAUCUGGAGAACCAAUCAAAGUGUUUCGACAAGAAGACGUAAUGAAGAAACCUGCAAUUCAAACAGAAUUCCAAAGGCAGGAGAGAAACCUGUCAAAUAACUGGAAUAAGGGAAGUUCAUCUUCGAUUGUUGCUCAGAUGCAGGAAUUUAUUGAUCAACAAGAAAAAUUAAAGAAGAAAUAUAUUGGAAAAGAUGUAAGACUCUUCAAAGACACAUUAGAUGUAAAUGGACCCUGUCCAUCAAAAGCCAAAGGACGAGCCAAUAUAUGCAAAAACAAAAGGAAAAAUUACAGUUGGAUAUUCACACUUUCUCAAGAAAAUGGGUCGCUUGAGUCACAGAAAAGUUUUCACAUGGGAGAGAAGUCAAAUAAAUGCAAUGAACAUGGAAACAAGAUAGUUAAUAAAAGGACAUGCACAAGGGAGAAGCCAUAUAAAUGCAAGGAGUGUGGAAAAAGCUUCAGAUUAAGCAAAGAACUUACAUCCCAUCACAGGAUCCACACAAGGGAGAAGCCAUAUAAAUGCAUGGAGUGUGGAAAGGGCUUCAGUUUACGCAAUAAUUUUACACGCCAUCAAAGGAUCCACACUGGGGAGAAGCCAUAUAAAUGUAUGGAGUGUGGAACGGGCUUUAGCCAAAAGGGUAUCCUUAUUGCCCAUCAAAGGAUCCACACAGGGGAGAAGCCAUAUAAAUGCAUGGAGUGUGGAAAGGACUUCAGAACAAACCGUAAACUUACAUCCCAUCGAAGGAUCCACACUGGGGAGAAACCAUAUAAAUGCAUGGAGUGUGGAAAGGACUUCAGAGUAAGCAGUUACCUUACAUGCCAUCAAAGGAUCCACACUGGGGAGAAGCCAUAUAAAUGCAUGGAGUGUGGAAAGGACUUCAGAAUAAGCAGUAAACUUACAUUCCAUCAAAGGAUCCACACUGGGGAAAAACCAUAUAAAUGCAUGGAGUGUGGAAACGACUUCCGUGCAAGGAGUUCCCUUACACGCCAUCAAAGGAUCCACACAGGAGAGAAACCACAUCAAUGCAUGGAGUGUGGAAAGGGCUUCAGUACAAGCAGUUCCCUUACACACCAUGAAAGGAUCCACACAGGAGAGAAACCAUAUCAAUGCAUGGAGUGUGGAAAGGGCUUCAGUACAAGCAAUGAUCUUACAUCCCAUCAAAGGAUUCAUAUAGGGGAAAAGCCAUAUAAAUGCGUGGAGUAUGCUGUCUCCAUGGUAGGGAGCCGCAUGUCAGCUCCAGCGCGCCGAUGGCCCAGAGCUGCCAUUCAGGCAGGGGACGCAGCACGGGAACCACAAACAAGCCAGCCGCCGACACCCACCUUUCAGAAGCAGCUGCGAAGCGGGAAGCAGCUGCAAUGGCAGCAUUCAUGGCCAGGACUGGACCGAGACAGAGAAAGAAUGGCAAGCCUUCCUUUUGCAAGUGGGGGAACUGGAAAAGGCCCUUCCGGUGCUCAGUCUGGAAUCCACGGGGAGAUCUCAGCAAGAACUAGGCAGAAGAUGCUGGAAGAAGAAACCAUCAUUUCACAAGUUCAUGCCUGGAACUUCAGACGCGUCGAAUAUCAGGAGGAUGAGGGUCCCCGAGGACUCUGCAGCCGACUGCACUACUUUUGUAGUCGAUGGUUGAGACCAGACAAGCACACAAAAGCGCAGAUGCUGGACCUGGUUGUUCUAGAGAAAUUCCUGAGCCUUCUGCCCCUGCAGAUGGAGAGCUGGGUGCGGGAGUGUGGAGCAGAGACCAGCUCCCAGGCAGUGGCCCUGGUGGAAGGCUUCCUCCUGAGCCAGGCAGAAGAGAAGAAGGAGCAGGUUGAACUGCAGUCCUUCACAAUGGAGAUCAGAGAUCCUGAGAGAAACAGGCAUCCAUCAAAUCUCCCUCAAGAACUGUCUUUCAGGGGGAUCCCUCAGGAAGAUCCAAUUCAGGACACCUCAGGAGGGGAGAAUAGAAGGAAGUCGACUCUUUGUUUUGGGGAAACAGAAACCAGGACUGAACAUCCAAUUCAGAAAGGUCUUCUGCCCUUUGAGGAAGUGGCUGUGUAUUUCUCAGAGGAGGAGUGGACUCAGCUGGAUCCUCACCAAAAAGCUCUGCAUUGGGAAGUCAUGUUGGAGAAUUAUAAGAAUGUGGCCUCUCUUGGUGCUAAUGGGAAUGACAGUAAAGUCUCUGGAGAACCAAUCAAAUUGUUCAGACAAAGAGAAAUAAUGGAAAAUCCUAUAAUUCAAAUGGAAUUCCAAAAGCAGGAGAGAACCCCGUCAAAUAACUGGAAUAAGGAAAGCUCAUCUUCCAUUGAUGCUCAGAUGCAGAUCUUUAUUGAUGAACAAGGAAAAAUAGAGAAAAAAUAUAUUGGGAAAGAUGUAAGACUAUUCAAAGACACAUUAGAUAUAAAUGGGCAUUAUCCAUCCCAAGCCAAAGUACAAGAUUAUAUCUGGAAAGACAGAGGAAAAAAUUACAAUUGGACUUGCAUACUUUCUCAAGAAAAUGGGUCUCUUACUUCACAGAAAAGUAUCCACAUAGGAGAGAAGCCAAAUAAAUGCACUGAGUAUGGAAACAAGACUCUUAAUAAAAGGAUAUGCACAAGGGAGAAGACAUUUAAAUGCAUGGAGUGUGGAAAAGGCUUCCAUAUAUACAGUCAUCUUACAUCCCAUCAAAGGAUCCACACAGGGGAGAAGCCGUAUAAAUGCAUGGAGUGUGGAAAGUGCUUCACCCAACAUUAUCAUCUUACAUCCCAUCAAUGGAUCCACACAAGAGAGAAACCGUAUCAAUGCAUGGAGUGUGGAAAGGGCUUCACCCAACAUUAUCAUCUUAUAUCCCAUCAAAGGAUCCACACCGGGGAGAAGCCAUAUAAAUGCAUGGAGUGUGGAAAGGGCUUCCGCAUACACAAUUACCUUAUAUGCCAUCAAAGGAUCCACACAGGGGAGAAGCCAUAUAAAUGCAUGGAGUGUGGAAAGGGUUUCAGCCAACAUAGUAAACUUACAUCCCAUCAAAGGAUCCACACAGGGGAGAAGCCAUAUAAAUGCAUGGAGUGUGGAAAGGGCUUCCGCAUACACAAUUAUCUUAUAUGCCAUCAAAGGAUCCACACAGGGGAGAAGCCAUAUAAAUGCAUGGAGUGUGGAAAGGAUUUUACCCAACAUGGUCAUCUGGUUUCCCAUCAAGCAAUCCACACAGGAGAGAAGCCGUAUAAAUGCAUGGAGUGUGGAAAGGGCUUCAGAAGACCUCAUACUCUUACCUCUCAUAAAAGGAUUCACACGGGAGAGAAACCAUUUAAAUGCCUGGUGUGUGGAAAGGGCUUUAGCCAGCAGAGCAACCUUAGUUCCCAUAAAAGGAUCCACACAGGGGAGAAGCCAUAUAAAUGUAUGGAAUGUGGAAAGACCUUUACUCAGAGUGUUCAGCUUACUUGCCAUAAAACAAUCCACACAGGGGAGAGACCAUAUAAAUGCAAAGAAUGUGGAAAGAGCUUCAGUCAACCCAGUAGUCUUACUGUUCAUAAAAGGAUCCACACAGGGGAGAAGCCAUAUAAAUGUAUGGAGUGUGGAAAAACCUUUUCUUACAGUGGUCAUCUUACCUCCCAUAAAAAGAUCCACACAGGGGAGAAACCAUAUAAAUGCAUGGAGUGUGGGAAGACCUUUAGUCGUAACAUUCAACUUACUUCCCAUAAAAGGAUUCACACAGGGGAGAAGCCAUAUAAAUGCUUGGAGUGUGGAAAGGGCUUCUGUGAAAACUGGUCUCUUACUGUUCAUAAAAGGAUCCACACAGGAGAGAAGCCAUAUAAAUGUAUGGAGUGUGGAAAGGGCUUCAGCCAACAUAGUAAUCUUACUUCCCAUAAAAGGAUCCACACAGGGGAGAAACCAUAUAAAUGCUUGGAGUGUGGAAAGAUGUUUAUUUAUAGCAGUCAUCUUACUUCCCAUAAAAGGAUCCACACAGGGGAGAAGCCAUAUAAAUGCAUGGAGUGUGGAAAGACUUUUACUCAUAAUAUUCAACUGACUUCCCACAAAAGGAUCCACACAGGGGAGAAACCAUAUAAAUGCAUGGAGUGUGGAAAGGGCUUCAGCCAACAUGGUAAUCUUACUUCCCAUAAAAGGAUCCACACUGGGGAGAAACCAUUUAAAUGCAUGGAAUGUGGAAAGACAUUUACUCAUAGCAGUCAACUUAUUCCCCAUAAAAGGAUCCACACUGGAGAGAAACCAUAUAAAUGUAUGGACUGUGGAAAAACCUUUACUCAUAGCAUUCAACUUAGUUCCCAUAAAAGGAUCCAUACUGGGGAGAAACCAUAUAAAUGUAUGGAGUGUGGAAAGGGCUUCAGUCAACAUAGUAGUCUUACUUCCCAUAAAAGGAUCCACACAGGGGAGAAGCCAUUUAAAUGCAUGGAAUGUGGAAAGGGCUUUACUUAUAGUAGUCACCUUACUUCCCAUAGCUGGAUUCACAUAGGAGAGAAACCAUUUAAAUGCAUGGAAUGUGGAAAGACCUUUACUUAUAGCAGUCAUCUUACUUCCCAUCAAAGGAUCCACACAGGGGAGAAGCCAUUUAAAUGCAUGGAGUGUGGAAAGGGCUUCAGCCAACGCAGUAAUCUUACUUCCCAUAAAAGGAUCCACACAGGGCCGAAGCCAUAUAAAUCUCGGGCAUGUGGAAAGAGCUACAAGAGGAGCAAUGACCUAAAAGAGAUACACUUAGUUAAGGAUAUUCAGGAGGAUGAAAGUGACUGCAGUGUGCUGACAUUGCAAACUAUCAACCAAGGAAAGAGAUCUUUGGAAACCAGUGUGGACCAAAAGAAAAUAAUAUGAAAUUAUGAAAAAUGACUUCAGUUCCUCCUGACCAAACACACAGUAAUGAGAAGGGGAACUGCCUGUGAGAUGUGAAAAUACCAGAAAAUAAUACUAGCCAACAAAGAUUUUGCAUCCUGUGCACCUUUAAUGUAUCUUACAGAUUUUUGGCUGCUAAUCACAAAAAUAGCCUGUACUGCUUUAUAGAAAUCAUCUCUUUUUACACAACAGCAGUGUACACCUACAGUAUCUUUUGGCUGUAUGGCACACAUGCAAACCAUGAAAACAAGGAACUGUUGUUGAAGCACAUGCAGUACAUCAAGCAAAACUAGAAUAUCUGUGGAGAUUUAAAAGUAGUGGCUCUGCUGCUAGGAAUGCAGCUCAGAUGUAUCAAGUACCGUUAUUACAUAUGCAGAUGUGAAAGCUAUGCAAGAGAAUUGCAUUACAUUAAAAAGAAAUGGUCACUGUAAAAGAAUUCGGUUCCAGGCCAGAAAAACACAGACAUGAAUGAACCACUUGUUGAGCCAACAAAUAAAUGUUUGCCUCUGCUUCACAUAAACCUCAGACUGAUUAAAUGUUUUGUCAAAGCAAUGAACAAAGAAGGUGAAGGUUUUUGUUAUUUUAGGCAGAUGUUUCCAAGAAUAAUUGAUGUCAAGAUUAAGGAAGGUAUUUUUUGGUCCACAGAUCAUAGAUAUCGUCAAUGACAAUCAAAGAGCUGUUAGUGGGGCCAGAGAAAAUCACCUGGACAUCAUUCAGAGAUGUCGUUGAGAAUUUUCUUGGCAACUUCUUGGCAAACUACAUUCAGCUGAUUGACAAAUGUGUUACAGCGUACAAGACCAUGAAGUGCAACAUAUCACUGAAGAUGCAUUUUCUGCAUUCACACUUGGACUUCUCCCUCAGAAAUCUAGGUGCAGCCAGUAACAAACAUAGUGAAAGGUUUCACCAGAACAUUGCCAUGAUGGAAAAUUUGUAUCAGGGCAACUGGAAUCCAUCGAUCCUGGCUGAAUAAUGUUGGGCAGUUCAGUGAGAGGCAUCGGACACUUGCAAAUGAAAAGCAGAAGCAAAACAAUUUUAUUCCUAUUGAAUUCAAGCAGCAUUUUGGAAACAUCAUUCAAUUAUACACAUUAUAGUAAUUAAAAGUUAAUUUCAUAUUUCUCAAGAUGUGACUAUGUGUUAUAGUUGUCUUGAAAUUUCUGUUCAGUUUGAAGGGAUCUGUCAUAAUAACCAAAAGAUUUUCAUGAAGCAAAACUUUUGAAAAAAAUUGUCCAGUGUGACCAGGCUCACAUCUACAGUGUAGAAUCACUCAGUAGGAAUGCAAGAAGCAUGGAAUCUUCUUAAGUCACAGAUCUCAUUACAGGUAGUCCUCAAUUUACAACCACAAUCGAAGCCAAAAUUUAUAUUGCUGAGAAAUUGUUAAGCAAGUUUUGCCCAUUUUAUGACCUUUCUUUCCACAGUUGUUAAGUAAAUCACUGCAGUUGUUAAAUUAGUAACACAGUUGUUAAGUGAAUCUGGUUUCUGACUUUUCUUGUCAGAAGGUUGCAAAAGCUGAUCACAUGACCUCAGGACACUGCAACCGUCAUAAAUGGAAGUCAGUUGUCAAGCAUCCAACUGUAAAUCAUAUGACCAUGGGGAUGCUGCAAUGGUCAUAAGUGUGAAAAAUGAUCAUCUCACUUUUUUCAGUGCUGUUGUAAGUGAACUAAGCGAACUGUUGUAGGUUGAGGACUGCCUGUAUAUGAGGGAAUCAUUAAAUCA
Ahaetulla prasina is the source of this 8234-nucleotide messenger RNA. Its product is annotated as zinc finger protein 91-like. Lineage: Eukaryota; Metazoa; Chordata; Lepidosauria; Squamata; Colubridae. The record is from RefSeq and is a predicted model, not a curated record. Gene Ontology annotation, molecular function: RNA polymerase II cis-regulatory region sequence-specific DNA binding; DNA-binding transcription factor activity. Gene Ontology annotation, biological process: regulation of transcription by RNA polymerase II. The transcript has 16 exons. The coding region runs from base 369 to 6503 and encodes 2044 amino acids.